AUGCCGUCAGGGACGCGUUUCGAAGGAGAUUUCUGGUGUGAGCCAUGCAACAAGAUCUUCAAGACUUGGGAAGACCUACACACUCACAAGCGCAUCAUGCGAGUCAACAGCAAAAAGCACAUCCACUGCAAGUUCUGCGGUGCAGAUUUCCAAACUCAAGAAGUGGAGGCUACGCACAUCAAGCAGUUUCGUCCCCAGGAGCAGAACCUUCACUGUUCAGGGUGUGGAAAGGGCCCCUUCGCUCGAGUUGGUGGCCUUGUAGCCCAUGUUCAGAAGGACUGCCCAUGCCUCAACAACAAGAUGAUUGAGAGUACCCGCGAGAAAAAGAUGGAGUUCUCAAACGCUCUUGUGGCAGCCACCAAAGAACCUCUCAAGAGCAACUAUGCAGACUACAUGCCAUCUGCAAGGCCCCAGGUACCUUCAACCACUAGCUGGGUUACUGAGAAUUCUGCUCGUCCUUUUGCGGCCGAGCAGAAGGAGUUUCCAACUCUUGCCGCCUCCAGCUCUGUUGCUCAGCUUCGCAACAAGGAGAACAUCAAACAGAACGACUGGAACAAAGGGAAGAAUCUGUUCCCACAGGCUCCUGCACCACAGCGACCUACCCAACAGCAACUUCAACAGGUCGCUACGCCCAACGCUCGGGCGGCUUACGAUCUCUUGAGCGCCCACAAUCCCGACCAUCCCGACUUCAACGUCGCUCGGUACAGCUGCCAGUUUACCGGCAAGUUCAACUGUCCCAUGGCAACUUGCAUGAAAACCUUCAAGUCGGGCCAAGCACUUCUGGGCCAUCUUCGAUCUGAGGCACACUCAAAGACCAAGUACCGCUGCCCCUACUGUCUCAACACUUUUGGCUCCCUGACCUCCAUCACUCAGCAUGCCGAGUCCAAUGGUAACAAGUGCAAGAUUCGUGAGACUGACAUCUACCGUGCCUACAUGGAUCAGCUGCUGGGUGGCAUGGUUGAUGUCAAGAACGAGCAACACGACGAUGGUACCGUCAAAUAUGAGGUGGCCAAGGACUUCAAGCCCCGACAGGAGCCAGUUCAGGAAGAACCCAAAGUCAACCCCAAGUCUUUCGGAAGAGAUCCGUACAAGCAUGAAGAUAUUCACUGGUAG
Molecule: messenger RNA, 1113 nt
Organism: Fusarium venenatum
Lineage: Eukaryota; Fungi; Ascomycota; Sordariomycetes; Hypocreales; Nectriaceae
Biological process (GO): regulation of transcription by RNA polymerase II
Cellular component (GO): chromosome
Molecular function (GO): chromatin insulator sequence binding
Source: RefSeq, a predicted model, not a curated record